Molecule: messenger RNA, 961 nt
Organism: Diceros bicornis minor
Lineage: Eukaryota; Metazoa; Chordata; Mammalia; Perissodactyla; Rhinocerotidae
Product: small ribosomal subunit protein uS8-like
Exons: 1
Coding region: 380-769 (129 amino acids)
Biological process (GO): translation
Cellular component (GO): cytosolic small ribosomal subunit; ribosome
Molecular function (GO): structural constituent of ribosome
Source: RefSeq, a predicted model, not a curated record
AGGGAUGUAUCCUAUUCCGUAGGGAGGUAGCCUUGUCCUUGACAUUUACGUGAUUUAGUGAACGAAACUGCAUUUCUGUUUCUAUGUAGCCGGCAGUGGAAUUUCUUAAAAUUAACAAACUUCAGGUUUAGGCUUUAGCUCAUUUCUUUUUUUGUCUCUUUCCCCUUGUUGUUUUUCCAUUUUUUGUGGCUCUACAUGCUUAUGCUUAUGCUGCAGGCCCCUUAGCAUAAUUGUUUUUUGCCCUCAACAUCCUUUAGCAAUAUUUAUCUAUAACAAUCACCCUUCCCUAUGUCCACUAUUUUUAUUAUGUGGGGAGAGAGAGAGAGAGAGGUCUUUAAGAAUCUUCUGGCUCUUUCUGCCAUCUUUCCGUGCCACCAUAAUGGUGCACGUGAGCAUCCUGGCUGAUGCUCUCAAGAGCAUAAUGCCAAAAAGAGAGGCAAAUGCCAGGUUCUUAAUUAGGCUGAGCUCCAAAGUCAUCGUCCACUUUCUAACUGUGAUGAUGAAGCAUGGUUAUAUUGGCAAAUUUGAAAUCAUUGAUGAUUACAGAGCUGGGAAUAUUGUUGUAAACCUAAUAAGCAAGUUAAACAAAUGUGGAGUGAUCAGCCCCAGUUUUGAUGUGCAACUCAAAGAUCUAGAAAAAUGGCAGAAUAACCUGUUCCUGUCCCAUCAGUUUGGUUUCAUUGUACUGACAACCUCAGCUGGCAUCAGGGACCCUGAAGAAGCCAGACGAAAACACAUAGGAGGGAAAAUCCUGGAAUUCUUUUUCUAGGGAUGUAAUACAUACGUUCAAAUAUAAUGCCUCAGUGCUUCAAAUCUUCUAAAGGUUACUUCUCAGUUUCUAUAGGAUACUUACGUUGGAAACGUGGUUUCCAGCCCCGUUAAUAAGAUUUGUCAUUUGCAUUGUUGUCUGUUGCAAAAGUGAAGGCAAGUAGGGUGUGGUUUUGCUCAUUAUCCAUCUUCU